GAUCUGUGUAUAUAUAUGAGGACCCCUGGCAUUCCCUCCCUAUAUCCGAAUUGUCUGGAAGCACGACGUAACAACAAUGGCCAUCUCUCACAUUGUUUCCCUAGCAGUGCUCUGCAUUGCUGUAGUCUCCGUUUCUGCCUUCAACUAUCCUGGUGGUGGAUAUCCCGGAGGUGGAGGCGGGUGGUACCCAGGUAACGAUGACUGGUACCCCGGCGGAGGAAACUGGUACCCUGGCGGUGGAAACUGGUACCCUGGAGGUGGAAGCGGUGGAAUUGGCGGAAACUGUCAGUGCAGACAGUACUGUUUCCGUGGGGAAUACAGCCAGGGCUACUGUGGAUAUAGUUUGUUGCAACAGUGCUGCUCACGAUGGGGAGGAGGAGGUAAAAAGGGAGGCUACUACUAGAUGAGAUUGUUGGUGCUAUCUAAAUAAACAGGAUAAACUAAAUUC
Molecule: messenger RNA, 448 nt
Organism: Magallana angulata
Lineage: Eukaryota; Metazoa; Mollusca; Bivalvia; Ostreida; Ostreidae
Exons: 3
Coding region: 77-403 (108 amino acids)
Source: RefSeq, a predicted model, not a curated record